GAAAAUGCAGAAGGAUACUAGGUUUCGUCAUUCUUAAGAAACCACAUUGAGACAAGGAGCAUGGAUCCAUUGUACUUCUCCACCACUUUCCUCAAAGAAGCCAUUCCUCCAGAUGAUAACUUCUCCUUUUUGGCUAACACAACAAGCAACACGACUCUCGUAGGGUUUUCCAUUCCUACCAGCAUCCGCUCUGUGCUCAUUCCAAUCAUUUACCUCAUGGUUUGUGCCAUUGGGCUGAGCGGGAACACCUUGGUCAUUUACGUGGUCCUGCGUUAUGCCAAGAUGAAGACCGUCACCAACAUUUACAUUUUAAACUUGGCGAUCGCUGACGUACUCUUCAUGCUCGGCUUGCCAUUCCUGGCUACCCAGAAUGCCAUCUCCUACUGGCCAUUUGGGACUUUCAUGUGCAGGCUAGUGACAGCUUUUGAUGGCAUCAACCAAUUCACCAGUAUCUUUUGCCUGACAGUCAUGAGUCUGGACCGCUACCUUGCCGUGGUUCACCCCAUCAAGUCUACCAAGUGGCGUCACCCAAGGUUCGCCAGACUGAUCAGCCUGGCAGUCUGGACAUUCUCCUUCCUGGUGGUGCUCCCAAUGAUCAUAUUUGCUGAUGUCCAGGAAACCUUUGACACCUGCAACAUGAGCUGGCCUGACCCGGUGCAGAUCUGGUCUGCAGUGUUCAUCAUUUACACCUCCGUCUUGGGGUUCUUUGGACCUCUGCUGGUGAUCUGCCUCUGCUACUUGCUGAUCAUCAUCAAAGUCAAGUCCUCGGGAAUCCGAGUGGGCUCUACAAGGCGCCGAAGGUCAGAGAGGAAAGUGACCAGGAUGGUGGUCAUCAUUGUGGUCGUUUUUGUUUUCUGUUGGCUUCCCUUCUACAUUCUCAACAUCAUCAACCUGAUCUUCAUCUUGCCGGAGGAGCCUGUCUUGGUGGGCAUCUUCUGUUUCGUGGUGGUUCUCUCCUACGCCAACAGCUGUGCCAACCCCAUCCUGUAUGGAUUUCUUUCCGACAACUUCAAGCAGAGCUUUCAGAAGGUCCUGUGCCUCCGCAAAGGAAAUGGCGUUGAAGACGGUGACCCAACCGAACAUCGGCAAGAGAAGAGCAGUCGCCUGCAGGAGGCGAUGCUACUCCAGAGAAGUGUGGAGUCCAAUGGGCACAUGCAGACUAGCAAGCUGUAGAAAGGGACCUCCAUUGCCUUCAAGAGAACUGGAACUUGCUUGGAGCACAUUAUGGUGGCAAAUGCUAUGGGCAUGAUAAGAAUGGACUUUGCCAAAUCCUGUUUCCAGGGUGUACAAAUAUUUGCUUUCUUUCCACCUUGCACAGAAAUGCUCUCCUCUUCAACAUUACAUCACACAAGCAAGACCAGGAAAAAGGGGUGGGGCUAUGCAGAUCAAGGGGUGGGGCAUGCAGAUAGCAGGAGGCUUGAUUCUCAAUGGGGAACACUGUUGCUCCACCUCAACCAUUGGCUUCAUAAAUAGGUGGAAGGGUAAGAAGGCCUCACCCCAGCCCAUCAAACAUGGUAGAUAUAUCUCCAUCAUGCUUCAUGGGCAAGGGUGACAUAUGCCAGUUCCCAAUGUUCACACUGUGGGCUGAUGGGAGUUGUAAUCCAAGAAGCUGGAGGACACCAGGUUGGCAACAGAUACACUAGUGCAAUCCAUAAACGGAAACCACAACAGGAUUGGACAGGCUUGAUUCUCAGUGGCUAAGUUAAGCUGGUAUAAAAUGGAUGGAAAUUUGUAGUAUUGAUACAUAGAAUGCAUUGUAAAUCCUGCCAACCCUAACACACCACGUGACACGGUCCCCAGAUAUGUUUCCACAGCUCUGUUGAGCAUGCUACAAUCCACCUAGCCAUUCCUGGUAAAACAGAGCAUUCUCACAUCUUCCUUACAUGCUUCUAGUGGCCUGCUGUUUUGCAGGUUGCUUCCAGCAGGGGCAGAAGCAACAUCAUCCACGUCAGCAGCAAACCUGAGCAAAGCCAAUAUGAAGAAAAAUGUUCCAUUUUGUGUCCUGCUUUCCCAAGGGUUUUUGCCCUGCCAUUUUUCCUAAAUCUUGCAACACCCAUUAUCAGCACCACUAGAAAUCCGUUUGAAUUAGGAAGCAGACUUUAAGCGUUGCACACCAAUGCUAGUUGGGAUAAUUUGGGUGGUGAUUUGGGGAGAGGAGUAAAUUCAUUAAAACUAAACCAGAAUCAUAGAGUUGAAAGGGGCCCAGGGGUCAUCUAGU
Molecule: messenger RNA, 2218 nt
Organism: Lacerta agilis (Sand lizard)
Lineage: Eukaryota; Metazoa; Chordata; Lepidosauria; Squamata; Lacertidae
Gene: SSTR5
Product: somatostatin receptor 5
Exons: 1
Coding region: 61-1173 (370 amino acids)
Biological process (GO): neuropeptide signaling pathway; cellular response to glucocorticoid stimulus; regulation of insulin secretion
Cellular component (GO): neuron projection; membrane
Molecular function (GO): somatostatin receptor activity; neuropeptide binding
Source: RefSeq, a predicted model, not a curated record